Messenger RNA from Arachis stenosperma, 1982 nucleotides. RefSeq lists its product as uncharacterized. Bases 105 to 809 code for a protein of 234 amino acids. The record is from RefSeq and is a predicted model, not a curated record. NCBI's taxonomy places the organism in Eukaryota, Viridiplantae, Streptophyta, Magnoliopsida, Fabales, Fabaceae. The transcript is spliced from 2 exons.
AAUUGUAAGUUGAUGAACGAAUAGUAUUUUAUACAUUAUUGUUAUUGGAUUAGAAUUUAUUUAUAAUUACUAUAUUAUCCAUAUUUUUAAGUAAAAUUACUAUAAUGCCCCUUACCCUAAUUUUGGCAUACCCUUCCCCCCAUUCCCCCUUCAUGCUGUGCAGCCUCAAACCCCCUUCUUCACUGUCCUUGCUGCGCAGCCUUUAUGCUGAACACCCACACCCACACUCUUCUUUGAGAAACGCAUCACACACACACCCACAAAGCACAGUUGGCCGAGGGAGGAGAAUCGCACCGGCGCGUCGGUCUUCACCACCGCCGUCGCGCUGGGCCGUUGUACUCCACGCUGUGCCGUUGCCGCUGCACACCGAGGGAAGAGAGAUCGAGAACAGAGCUGCAAUUGGAGGGGAAGAGACUGACGGGAAGGGCCUCGCGAGGAGCGUUCACGCCGUGCCGCCGCCAGCGCUGGGGUCUGACGCCGCCUGUCACCGUCGGGAGCUUCCUUGCCGUUGCCACAGAAGUUGCCUUUGCCGGCGCCGUUGGAGGCGCGAACGGAAGAACGCCGUUGAGAAGGAAAAUGUGAGCUGCGAGCCACGGGCUGAGGAGAAGCUCCACCCUCGUUGUCGCUGGAGGAGUUCUGUGCGUUGCCGUCGAGGGUUACCGCGGGUGGGGAGAAGACGCCGCCGCCUCACGCCGCUGUCACCAUCUGAGCUCGCUGCUGCUGAUUAUGGUAAGCCCAAACCGUCGCCGGCAAAGGGAUUCAGGCCACCACAGGUGUUGCUGCCGGAAAAGGGAACUGCAUCUCCAUAAUUCUGGCCGCCGGGAGAGGUUCUGUGACCUCUGGAAGCACCGCCAGAGUUCCGGACUCAGCUUCUGCAACUCGAGACCCUGCUGCCGUCGCCGGAAAAGUUUGCCGAUAAGGGUUUUAUUUGAGGUUUCUGUCCUUUUUGAGUUCUGAGAAUAUCGUACUCACUGCGUGUUGGUUUCAGUUGGCGCGAUCUGAAAUUGUCGUCGCUGUCGCUUGAGGUGGCUGCCGCGUUGCCGCUGAACCAGUUCGGAGACCGCCGCUGUUUCGGUUCAGCCGCUCCUUCUUCGGUUCGGUAAGCGUUUCAAUUUGAAAGCCCUUUCGUUAUUAUUCUAUUAUCUCACGCUGAGGUUUGUGGCGUUAAUUGCUAUAAGAUUGAGUUCGGUUUUUGUAUAUUGCGAUUAGAGUUGUUGAGACUGUUGCGAAAGUGGCUUGGAGUUGAGGUUUUGGUUGCCGUCAGUUCGAUUUGAGGUGGAAAGGACUUGAUGAGUCAUCUGGGUUAUGGAAUUGCGUUUUGAGGAUAUGGGCGCAGAAGUCAUGAAGAGUUUAUUUAAUUGUUGUUGAGAUGCUCUGUAUUGCUUUAGAUUAUUAUUUUUGUACCCUCGCCUUUACCUUGAUAUAUUCUGUAAGAGGGAUAGGAAUUGUAUUGGGUAAUGUUUGUAGUAUUAUUUAUAUAUAUGUAUGUAUAUAUAUAUAUGGAUGUACUCUUGAUGAGCUUUUGUAAGUUGUAUGGUAUCUAUGGAUGUACGUUAUCGAAUGAAAGUAAAUUUUGGAGCAGUAUUGCGAUUUAAAGUUUUAAACAGGCUCAUAUUUUAGUAUUAAAUAGUAUAAGUGUCGUCGUAAUGUCCGAGCUAUCAGAGUUGUGCAGCCGGAAGCGUGAGCUUUGGUAGUUAGGGUGUUAUAACUAUAGUGAUAUCUACGUCAUUUCCAACGCUGAGUCAACUGUUGCACAUGGCCUGGUCCGGUCCAAAGACCCGGCCCGAUCCCGAACACUUUAGGGGCUAAUUUGGUGUGAUUUCACCGGGUUUAGGGCCGGGUAAGGGUCACAAAAAUAGACCCGGUCAUUAAUUCGGGUCGGGUCCGGGCCAUAGCUCCGGUCACGCGAAGUCGGUUCGAUGGCCCGGUCAUCAUGCACAAUUAAUAUUCUGUGUUAUUAGUGAUGGAUCAUGGCUAUUCUU